AUGAGCGAAACGCUCCUGACUAUCAACACGGUCCUAUCGUCAGGCGCUGUGAUAGCUUCGUUCAGAGGGCGGUAUUCUGCUGGUGCAUCUACUGACGAGCUGCUAAUCGUCAGGUCCAACUGUUUUCAAAUCUAUGGAGUAGAGUGUACAAAGUCCGCAGAUGCAGCAGGGACCCCCAUGGAGGUGUUCCGGCCACUACUAACGGUAGACCUAAUCGUUUCUAUCGAUAGAGCAUGCCACAUUCCAGCGAUUUCCUUUGCGAAUCAAACGUUUUCACAGGAUUUACUUCUCCUUGUCUCUAGCACUUUGCACAUCAGCUUAUAUGGAUUUUAUGGUAAUAGUCAGGCGCUUAAUUACGUGGAGCUGUUAAAUCUCAACCUCGCAUUCUAUCUGGCCACAGAAGGCCGCAUCCCCCUCCCCAUACCUAAGAAAUACACCAUGUCACUGGCGGCUGUUUCGGUGGUACCGACUAUGAGUGCUUUAAUUUGCUUUUCAUACAGAGAUUCCCCAACCAUCGCGGGCCAGCUAGUGUUCAUUUACUUAUUCAACAGCGCCCUCGGGAGCAAUUCGUCGUUGAAAAAGAACGCCCACAAGGCAGAUGAGCAUAUCCACGCAAGCAUCAUUCUCCCAAAUAAGAACACGGAGACAAGCCAGGUCAUAGAUGUGAAGCAAGUAUGCUUUCUAGAGUCACCUCCUCUUUACGAGCGCUCGGGGGAAACUAUGCUCCCAGUCUUAUGUGUCAAUGGAAACAGCGACAUCUGCUCAUUUGAGAUAUGCCGUGAGUCAUUUUUCUCCAGCCCGCAACUACAUGGAAUUGAAUCGCGUAUUAAUCUGAUAAAACAGGGAAUUAAGCUCAUGGAUGGUCCGUUUUACAUGCGUGACCUACCGUUUGGGUCGGUUUUGUGUCCUGUACACUUUUAUAUAGAGUCACCGGAUGCACUAAUGAUGUACUUUCCUCUUGCAGUGGCUACCUGCGAUUCGUUCAGCCUUGUUCUCAAAAUGCGUGACUCCUACAGCAUAUCGUUUAGAACUGCAAAUCAGCAGACUUUUAAGUCCCUUCAUCCACAGGCAGUACCUCUAAAUGUCACACAGAUAGAAAACAGCCACAUUUUUCUGAUAGCUUUUGAUGAUGGCAACCUUUGCUAUGUCUAUCUUGACGUUGGACAGCUGUUCAUGGUUGCAACUGACAAGAAUGAGGAAGACAUCAGCAGCACACUGACCACCACGGAGACCAUAUACAGUAACGGUGUAGUAACGCAUGCAUUGCGUGCCAGGAUUUUCACCACAGGCGUGUUUACGUGGCCUAACUACGGGAAGGAGGGCAAGAUGUUCCGGCUCCCUUCAUCUAUUCAUCUGGCAUGUAUACGGAAACGCCGCUACGGCUUGGUCAGGUCUCGCGGCAGCUCAGGUAAAGCAACAUUAAGCCUACUGGAGGAUGCUGCCUUUGCUACUGCGGCGGCACAGCAAGACCAGGGCACGUCUCCAGGAUACUUCCAAUCGGAGGAGAGCAUUAGGCAGGAUAUGGCAUCCGACGAGGUCCUCAUUUUCCUUGGGAGUCAGACACUCGACAGUACAAUUACACGAGUGCAGCUAUCAAAUCUGUGCAAGGCCCAUAACCUUAAUGUCGAAUGUGGAAAGGCCGGAAAGCAGCUGUUUGAAACACCCAAGCACGAAUCUCUCUACCAGCUAGAUCUCAUCAACCAGCAGCUGAUUCAGGGCGUCGGAGCCGUCCAAGAUUUGUCUCAUAUCGAGAGCGGGCUUAUUUUGACUGCUAGCUCACAUGGACGAGACGGCAAUCUUGCCUUGAUGGAAAAGGGGAUGCUCAUUAGAAACAUGGGAGACGCGAAGUUGCCGAAUAUGAGCAUCGCCAAUCUCUUCUUCUACCACUGUCCAGUUGACGCGCAAUACUACAUCGUUCUGGUUUCAAAGGCAGGUGAUAUCUCCAUUUAUCAAAUAAAGCUUGCCAGCAGUUGCAUGCACGGAAACCUCCAGAGGCAGAGCCAGCACAAAACUCGAAAACUAUCGCAGCUCUCCGUCACAUCGACCAAAUCCAUUCUAGGGCUUCUUCAAACAACCACUGGCUCCAGCCUACCAAGAGAUAUAGAGAACCAUAGCCUAGUGGACUUUGUUCACGUGCCAGAUUCGCGAACAAUAUCUUCUCUGGCUGAAAUUGAUUUUGAAACCAUCAGACAGAAGCACCCCGACUUCGGGAUUUUGCUGUCGAUGAGUACGCUCUCUAUAGAUACGAAUAGGCGCAUUACUAUACGCUUAUAUAGAGGCGGCGUUUGCGUGGAUAAUUCAAUUCUUUACAAGUUUAGCUCCACAGUCCUCAGCGGCAGGAUCUACAAGGAGUACAUUGUCGCUAGCGGUGCAGACAAGAGCAUGUUCAUAAUGAGGGUCAGAACAGAUACGCAACCAUCCACUGCUCUUGUGAUGCUCAACAAGUACACGGACGUUCACGUCGCCACGGUGUCCAUGGACACCUUAGAUGCAUCCAGGAACGUAUAUGCAGCCUUCUUUGGCAUGCAGAACAAAACCAUUUUGAUAUACGCUUUCGAUAAUUGUAACAUGGAAGUUACAUCUCUUAGUCCCAUUAAAGUGCCGAUAGUGCCGUUUAGCGUCUUGCUACUUUUGUCUGACACACUGGGAAAGGCUCACGAAUCGCCAAACGUUGACGUGCUAGAAGGAAAGCUGGUGUUUUCUGGACUAGAUGGGUAUAUCGGCAUAAUACCCUUUGAGGUCAGCCAAAAGAAAUCCAAGCGAGCCUAUACAUACACAUUAAGCACCUCCAAAAUCAAUUCAACCACGAUCCUGAAGAGUCGUGAGGGGAAAAUCCCCCUUCAGCUCUAUCAUGUAAUGGACUCGUCCAGUUCUUUUAUGGUCCGCGGCUCGCACCUCUUCUACGCCACAAUUAGGAAAGAGAUUGACCUUACAAUUACCAAGCCAAAAGGCACAGAUGACGUCAGCUGGCGUAUCAACGUCAUUCGCAUGGUUACAAGGCCCUUGAGAACUAUGGUGAUGGUUGUUCCGCUCCCCGUAGAACUGCAAAGGCUGAUCUUCAACCAUAUUGAAUGCAAUCUGAUAACUCCGUACCAAUGUUGCAUCGAAGCAUGCGACGAAAUGACGCGUGCUUCUGUCUAUGGCAUGACGACCCGCACAGCCAACCGAUGCACGGAUCUGCAAGCGCAAACUCUAAAUACCCUCUUCCUUGUGCUCCUGAAUGGACAGCUAGAGAUGAACUCACGCUUCAACACGAUACACACGCCGCUGGGGGCAUCUGCGGAAGUGCUCCAUGGAGACGGACAAUGGGGCGAAGGAAUAGCCGUCAAUCCCACGUUCGGAUACCACACCGUCCAUCGCACAUGCCAUAAGUCGAGCAAAAUCGCUAGCUCAGAGGCGUCUGAAGACCACAAGACUGAGCACAGCGACAUAGGAAAGCAAACGUCAGAUGCAGAUACGAAUGCCACCACUGCUCUUCCAUGGUCACGGUAUGUGGCCAUUCUUCUGCCAACAACAGAGAUGCAGAUGUCAAUUAUCAGAUACUUGCUGCGCAGAACACCUUUACAGAUAGAACAUGAUGCCAUCUUGGAUCAGAGAAACCACUUCGCGCUGCACACAGAGCAAUAUCUGAGCAAAUCGCAGUUACGAUUCAUUAAUAGAUCGAACUUUACCGUAACCAACAAGAUAAUCCUUGGAACGGGGCUGAUCUGUGUGACGUUCAAGACAUUCUCACUGAACGGAACAAUAUACUUAGUGGCUAGUUUGUUUGCAGGAAUAGAUAUUAGCCUUCUACAGGCGGACAUAAGCCCGGAAAUAGGGGCUGGUGCAGAAAAGGACAUUUCCUCUAAUAUAAUUCGUGAGAAGACAACCAUCAAUGUCAACGCAAUAGAGUCCGACAUAACGAGCAUAGAUACACCCACACUACCGACGCACGAUCACACCAUGCUGAGCUCAUUUCCAGGUCCCGACCCCGUAGAUGCAGAGGUGAUAAGUAACAACAAGAUCAGGCCACAAGGCAUGUUUCCAAGGCUAGUAUUCUGGGUGGUCCAUGAGAACAUGCAUUAUCAAUGCGUUGGAAUUCUUCCUCUCCCAAGUAUCUGUAAUUCCAUCAUAAUAGAUAAGAACUCAAGUACAGAGUUCUGCACAACGCUGGUCUGUGUCGUUGGUAACAGUUUGACACGCUACUUUGUCCAUGCCACUCCCGAGCUUCCUGUCGAAUCCGCCAGGUCCGUUAGUCUUUCCACUAAAGACCAAAAUCCCAUGAAAAGCAUGCCUCUAAUUACUCUAGAAAAUGCUGCAACAUAUGCCAGCGAACAAGCGAGCAAUGUGGACGUCGAUACUCUGUCGUCUGCAUAUCCCGAACUACUCAACACUGAAAAGCAGUCUCUCUUUUUCAGAAUUCCUAGUCAGUUGAUGGGGCGGCAUGAGGGUAAAGAUGGUGGCGAAGAAGAGGUUGCUACGUGUCUCUCGGGGGCGCAGGAGCAGUUAUUAGGGUAUGAAUUCAGGGCAAGAUCCAUGAAGCAUGAUCACGAUCCCAUCUCCACUAUCUCAGCAGAUGACGUUAACAUGAUUUUCACUGUACCACGGUCAAAGUAUGAGCUAAACGUUACAACGGCAAACUCCGUCCCCCUUGUGGAUAAAUUUGAUGCUUCGACGAUAGUAAUGCUCGAUAACGAUGACAGAACGGCCUCCGUUGCAUGUGUUAUCAAUAGCGGAAUUAUAUCUCUGUACGAUUUUAAGCUGAAUUUGCUGUAUUAUGACGAAAAGGGCAUAUGUGCAGAUGUGAAAAUAGUGUGCGGAAUUUCGUCCUCAAUUGCAGGGGCGCGCUUUAAGUCCCCCAAUUGUUUCACGUUUAUUGCUAUAACUCGUGAAAACAUGGUGCAUUUUGUAGUAGCCAACUUAGAGGACGCAUUUUCGCAGGUGCGCAGCAUGGAUUCAAUAGCCGUGCUAUCCCACGAUACUGAGCUGAAGAUCAACAACAUAGAAUCCAACGCCUCUGCUGUAUUAUCCACUCCGGAAAAGACGUCAAGAGUGACCAUACUUGCCUCCUAUCCGUCAAGGCAUAACAUCACAUGUGUCCACAGCUAUAUGAACGACUUAGUGCACAUGGGGACAGACUCAGGUGCAGUUGUCUCCAUCAAGGCAAAUGCUACGCAGCUCCUGGCUGCAUUGCAGAAUAAAAUGAUUUCGGUGAUAGCAGAGAAGUUCAAUCUAUCGGGAACUGCUUUCGAUCCUGGGCAUCUUAAGAAGCUCUCCAACCGAGCAAAGGAGUGCAAGAUUAUAGACGCGGAUUUUCUGAGCCAGUUUUUAACGUUGAACACUGAGCUCCAGGGAACGAUAGCGCGGAGCCUUAAUAUGACUGUGGAAGACAUUGAGGAAGCCCUUACGGAGAUCUAUUAUCUCUAG
This is a messenger RNA of Giardia duodenalis, 5406 nucleotides long. RefSeq lists its product as uncharacterized. The transcript has a single exon. Gene Ontology annotation, cellular component: nucleus. The record is from RefSeq and is a predicted model, not a curated record. NCBI's taxonomy places the organism in Eukaryota, Fornicata, Diplomonadida, Hexamitidae. The coding region runs from base 1 to 5406 and encodes 1801 amino acids.